GAGUGGAAUAUUGAAAUAUUAUUAAAUAGGUAUGUGUAGUACAUGCAGAGGAUAUUUUGAAUUUGUAUAAAUUUGGAAUAACCAUUAAUAUGCACAAUUUUGAGCGUGAAAUGGAGAUAUGCGUCAUUAUUAAACUUCCGUUUUUCAGCGUUUCGUGAUGAUUUGGUCCAGUUAGACUAUGAGAAUUAUAUGUAAUAAGUAGUCACAAUUGCUUCUAUUUGAUUAACAAUGGAAGCAGCAAAUCAGGAAAAGCAACUCCCUUCUCGGGGGCUAAAGCAAGUGAAGGUGGAUAAUUGGGGAACUUUCUUUCUCCAAAGACUGCAACAACUUUAUUUUGAGGAAGAAUUGCUCGAUCUUACAAUCAAAUUCCCUACUAGCGAUAUCACUGUUCAGGCUCAUCGUUUAGUCAUAACAACAUGCACAGAUUAUUUCAUGCAAUUGGAACGCGAACAAAAAGGGAAAGAUAAAAACUUUGAUGGGAUAAUCGUUAUGCCAUCGGACAUGCCAUACGAAUGCGUCAAGUCAAUUAUAAGUUUUAUGUACACUGGACAAUUGGAAUAUUGGACUUCUGAGCAACAUGCUUUAUAUCGUACUGCACAAAAAAUGAAUAUGACUGUUCUGACUAAAUUGCUUGAUGCACAAUUUAAUACCGCUUCUCUACAAAACGAGCAAUCCCCGAAGACCAAUGCACGACCGGUAAUAGCAGUUUCUAAGCCUUCAACUUCUAGCACAAAACCAACAACUACUUCCAGUUCGUCUCCAGGACUUUCAAGUCAGCCAUUACCCGGUAGAAAACUACCUAUUUGGAAAAGGAAAUUAGAUACACCACAAAACACACCAUCGCCCAUAUUUGAAAUGCGAACAUUCCAUGGGAUGCCCUCGACAAACAGGCCUACAGAGGUGACUCCUGGACCGUCACGAUUCGAUCUCCCCGAAGCCGAAGAGUUUGCGCUCGGCAUAUUUUCAUCGUUCGACGACAUCACGUAUAAUACAAAGCCUAUAGUUCAAGCACCGGACAAAUACAAACGAGAUAGUUCGCCUAGCGGUAAAUGUUCACCGGACAGGGACAGCAAAAACGACACGACCGAGGACGAGGAGGACGAGGGCCACAUGAACGAGAAAAGCCUGAAAGAAAUGAAUUCGGACGACGACUGGUCCGUGGCCAGAUGUUUCCAAAGGGGCCAGGAAACGCAGCCUUCGCCGUCGAAGAGAGUACGGUUCGAUCUCGAAGAGAAAGAGAACAUGGAGAAAGGAAAAUCGACCUUCAGGGCGAAUUCCGAAGAUUCGAUCAACAAUCACGCGAAGAUCAUUCGAGAGGUAUUGAAGAAGUAUCCUCAUCUAGUGAAGAACAAUAAGAACAUACGUUUAAAGAUAAUGCAAAAAGAGGCGAAAUCCUCGGAGAGCAACGCGGCGUGCAAAACGAAAGUUUCGUACGUGGUAUUGAAGUCUGAUCACUUGAUGUCGAACACCAACGGCGAGGAGAACGAAUCGAAAAGCAACGGGAACGUCGACGGCGGCGAGACCGGACCUUGGAAAUGCAGUAAAUGCGACAUAGAGGGGGAGUACACGAACUACUAUAUGUACAGAAGACAUAUGCAGGACGUGCACGAGGAGAAAUUCGAUCCGAGGGUUUGCGAGCACUGCGGUUACAAGGCGACCAAACGGAACAUCCUGAUGUAUCAUCUUUAUACGAAACACAACGUGCCUCCGCCGAAGAGCAUGUGUUUCCCGAAGUGCCAGGCCUGCUCGUACGUGGCGCUGUCGGAGACGCUUUUGGUGAGACAUCAGAUAAAUCAUCAUCAUCGUCCAACGUCGCGUCAGCAUUCGUCGACGUCGGAGGACAUUCAGUGCACCCAGUGCUCGCAGACGUUCAAGGACGUGCACGAGCUCACGGCGCACGAGAUAAACACCGGCCACGGGAAUCUGCCGGACGGAAAGGAAAAGGGUCACCGUUGCACUCACUGCGGCAAGGUUUUCGUACGCGCCACGAAUUUGCAAGUUCAUCUCGAUUGCGUGCACAAGGACGUACGGGAUUCGGAGUCCGUGUCCUCGCGACAGAUCUCUUUGGUACCUUCCUCGGAAGCGGAGGCCCUCAGUCACGUCGCGAGCGGCAUAGCGGCCUCUUUGGGUGUCGGGGACAGCGGCACGGCGGAAUCGCCGGAAAGCGGCGAGAACGAUCCGGAGUACGUAGUGCCGGACAUGGAGUUAAAUAACAUGUCGGACGAGAUAAGUUACAGUACCCACGAGCUCGUCGAGCAGCCCAUGAUCAUGCUGAUCGACAAUGAAAAUUAUCAGCAACAGGAGAACGAGCAACAGCAAUCGCAACCGCAACAGUUGAACAUUUCUGAUAACGAACAGAUCGUGAUGCAGGGCACGGAAGAUGGGAUGAUCGUUUAUAUUCACGGGAACGACGAAGGCGAGCGGCAAACGUACGAGCAUUAUCAGUCGGACGAGCUCACCGAGGAGACUGAGGAAAUAGUGGAGGAAGUGGUCGAGGAGGUCGAAGAAAAAGUAAUGGAGGAGGAGGAGAUGCAAGUCGAACAGUCGGAGAUCUUGGAGGAAUGCAACGUUGAUCAAGUGGAGGAGGUUAUACAGUACGUGGAGGAACAGACGGAAAUAGUGGAAUACGACGAGCAAUGUAGCGAACAAAGUAACAGUGCCGACGAGCCUCAAGAAUCGGUUAUGAUCAUCGAGGAGGAGCACGUUGACGAGGAAGAGGAAGAAGAAGAGGACCCCGAGAAGAACGAUAAAGGAAACAAAAGAACAAGCUUCACAGAGUGGGACGAGGACAGUAGAGAAUUAGUCGAAUCAUAAGUAACAAUAUUAUUGUGGUGAAAUGGUCGGCCGACAAAUCUCAAAUCCCGAUGAUUCUUGGGUUAAAAUCGCGCCGUUUGCGCCCUCUUUUUUCCUAGACUAUUUACACUGGCUUUAUCGUUUCUUAUUUGUCAACAGUGUCUACGACUAACAAAUGGAUACGUUUCGGUUGCAUUUCAUUCCGUUUCUUCGAUUGAUUUUUGUGUAGUAAAUGGAGAAAGUAGCUUUAGCGAAUAUAAAGAAAAUUAUAUAAACGAACACAGUUAUACUUUAAA
Messenger RNA from Colletes gigas, 3089 nucleotides. It is a transcript of the gene Cp190, whose product is annotated as centrosome-associated zinc finger protein CP190. The transcript is spliced from 6 exons. Gene Ontology annotation, molecular function: protein binding. The record is from RefSeq and is a predicted model, not a curated record. NCBI's taxonomy places the organism in Eukaryota, Metazoa, Arthropoda, Insecta, Hymenoptera, Colletidae. The coding region runs from base 229 to 2814 and encodes 861 amino acids.